AUGACCAUAUCAAGCCCUAUGAAUUGUGGCAUCGUGCUAAUUGCGCUUGCCUUGAUAAUGACAGUCAACUGUGCUCUCACCCAUGCUCUCUUCAGACAGCCUCCGAUAGUGGAAGGAGCGCAGCUUAGCGGUCAGGACCAGGAAGAAGAGGAGAGAAUGUGGGUGGAUGCUGUCCCCAAAAUUGAGGUAAAUGAAGAAAAUACGAUGGAUGAUGUUGAAACCAAGCGAACCAUGGAAGAAGAGGAGGAGGAGGACCGAGAAAUGGAAGCUAAGCGGCGAGCUGAAGAAGAGGAGUUUACACGACAGAUUCACAUUGAAAAAUUUAAGCGAACUUUAUUGCAACGCCUACAUCUGACCGCCCCUCCAGACUUCAGUCGUCACGGUGGAAUGGCUAAUCGAACUCAUGGAAGACGUAUGCUUCGGUCUCUUCCAUUGGCGCUUCAAGGGCGCCUAUUAAAUCAAAUGCGCGCUGAAGAUGGAGCAGCGGAGCCACCACCGGAUAGGACAGACGAGAGGGAAACACUUAUCCUUCUCAAACACCUGCAUUGGAGGCUUCCAAAAGUCGCUUCUUCCACCUUUGGAAUCGAAAUGGCGGACGAUAUCGACCCCUCGAGAAUACAAUCAGCUUUUCUUCGAUUUGAAACAAAGAACCCGAUGCUGAAGGGCCAGCAGCUAGAAGUAUGGGAAAUCUUCAUGAGUCCGCGGGAUCAGGAAGAGGAACUGACGAACGAAUCUGCUGAUCGAUCUUCUUCAGAACAGUACAAUAAUUUGACGUGGAUGUUUGAACGACAAUCAACGGGAUAUACGAGCCUUCCAGCACCUGCAGUUAUUCGUGGAUCUCUUAGCUCCCCAAUCGAACACCGUCGAACAGGUUCGAUUCGCAUUCGUCCAGGUCGUCUAGCGGAAACAUUUGUACCAAGUUGCCCAGGUUUAGUUCAAGUCACCUUUGAAAUCAGUGGCACCUUUGCUCAAUGGAUGUCACAUAGGCGACGAAUGCCGCUGAUGCGAAAAUUAGUCCGUUCUCUUCUUGUUGUUUGCCCUCAGUGCAGCAGCCACGUCGAUCCUGUUGAUGUUAAUAAGGGAAUUCUCGAAAUUCAUCAUCGCAACGUCGUCCGACGCACGCGGAGGUCACUUGACUCCAACGGUUCUCAUCACGUUCCCAUUGGUAAUCCGUGUAGCCCAAAGGGACACAAAUUCAGCUGUUGCACACAACCUUUUUCACUGAACUUGGAGGAUGUUGGCUGGAAUAAUUGGAUUCUUCACCCGAAAACCGUUGAACCCAAUUAUUGCCAUGGUUCUUGCCAGGCUGACGGAAUUCAAAAGACUCCGCACUCUGACCUGAUGCACAUGUACCGGAGCCAAAAUUACGACCACCUGUCCGAGGUUCAACGAGAAGCGAUGCUGUCCUGCUGUCACCCCGUCAAGAUGGCGAGCACCAGUGUGCUUUAUGUGGAUCCCGACAACGAGUUGCAUAUGGACACCCUCCACAAUAUCAUUGUCCUAGAGUGUGGUUGCAGUUGA
This is a messenger RNA of Hydatigera taeniaeformis, 1521 nucleotides long. Lineage: Eukaryota; Metazoa; Platyhelminthes; Cestoda; Cyclophyllidea; Taeniidae. The record is from the annotation of a GenBank genome assembly.